AAUAAAGCAAUCUCUUCCUGAUCCCUGUCCGGCUGCUAUUGGCUCUCAGCUAGGCGGACCCGAUAUUUCGAUAACAGUUUCUGGCACCCCAGAUGGGACCCUCCUAGCUCGGACAUUGGACUCUGGCCGGCUGCGGCAAACUGGGAACGGCGCCAACGGAGUGUUUAACCCCUCUUUCUCUGCUUCACUGCGGCCCCUGGGGUUCGUGCUCUGAUAAGUCAGCUCCGGACAUUAAGAAGCGAUUGCAGCAACUCGAAGGUGCUGAGGGAAAAUCCCUGGAAGAACUGGUAAGCAUGGCCACCCGUGUAUAUCAUACAAGAAAAAAGUUCAGGAAACCAAACAGGUGAGGAUGCUAGCGGCCCUUAUAAACACAAAAAAAUGAGAAGCAAGAAGGGUGGCGGGGACACCCCAAGUGGCAACCAAAAACAUAUCACGGGGGGGCCCCGAGUCGCGCCAAUGAUAUGUGUAACUACUGUAAGCAGCUUGGUCACUGAAAGAGAAAGUGUCCAAACCAAUGUACCGGACGCCAGCCCCGUCGCCCAGACCGACCUCAGCAACAGAUGGCUGUGGAGAGAACAGACGCUGUUAAUAGUGAGGAAUGACGGCGACCCAGGGGUCCUCUUGUUACCUAUUCCAAUGACUUUACCACCUAUGUUUGUUCCUCCACAGACCCCCAGGUUCGCCUAACUUUGGGAGGAACCGCUUAUUCUUGUCUUUUGGAUUCAGGGGCUGCCCUUUCUACUCUUACUGCCAAGCCAAAAAGAGGAAGUCUCACAGAUAAGAGCAUUCCGGUAAUGGGUAUAGGCGGAAAGCCAUUUGACUGUCCUGUAUUACAGGAGGCUACUGUAGAAAUCUCUGGGGUCUCCGCCUUCCAUGCCUUUUUGCUAGCUCCUGACUCUCCAGUUAAUUUCUUGGGCAGAGAUCUGUUGUGUAAACUGCGUGCUCAGAUUUUCUUUUCAAAUAACAAAAUCAUCCUGCGGUUGCCUCAAAAGCAACUUCCUCAGCUAUGUGCCGCAUUAACCCAGGCUUCAGAGGACCCGAUCCUGCCUACAGGCCUGAUCCUACCCGAACGACUCAGGCAGGAGGUACAAGCCUCCCUAUGGGGUACUUCAAAAGCAGACUUGGGCACUCUCUGAACAGAACCAGUAUACAUAACUCUGAAGUCAGGCAUUAAAAUUCCUUGGAUUCGUCAGUAUCCCAUCCCCCGAGAAGCUCUGCUUGGCCUCCCGAAUCUUAUCACAACAUUCCUGUGGUUGGGAGUGCUAGUUCGCACCAAGUCUCCUUUCAACACCCCCAUUCUGACAGUCAGAAAACCUGACAUGGAUUCAGAUGGAAAACCGGUAUACCGAUUUGUCCAGGACUUGCGUGCAGUAAAUAAAGUCGUCCAGGCUAGACACAACGUGAUACCUAACCCUCACACUAUCCUGACUGCCAUUCCAGCAGGUACUGCUUGCUAUUCGGUAAUAGACUUGUGUAAUGCCUUUUUCAGUAUUCCCUUAGAUCGAGACAACUGGAAUAUUUUCGCAUUUACAUGGACGGAUCCAGAGACCGGGAAAGCAGAACAGCUGACCUGGACUCGACUACCGCAAAAAUAUGUUAAGUCACCAACCAUUUUCUCCUCUAUCCUGGCACGCGAUUUAGCUGAUAUUAGCCUAGCGGGAGGGUCUACGUAUCUCUUGUAUGUGGAUGACGUUCUGGUUUGCUCUCCGGAUCAGGUAACAUGCGAAAUGGACACUAUUUACUUGCUAAACUGCUUGGCAGAGAAAGGACAUAAAGUAUCUCCUUCUAAGCUGCAGUUUGCCAAAGACAAGGUAACCUAUCUUGGUCAUGUGCUCACCCCGGGGCAUCCAGUACCCGUAUCCAGUCAAUCCUUAAUAUUCCCCGACCAGAGACAAAACGUGAAAUGCGGGGAUUUCUAGGCCUUGCAGGUUUUUGCCAUUCCUGGAUUCCAGGCUUUGGGGAAAUGGCAAAACCCCUUUUUGAGCAGAUCACCCAUAAUGCUGAGGAACCCCUCCACUGGGACUCUGGUGCCGUUAAAGCCUUCCAGGGAAUUAAAACAGCUUUGGCCUCAGCCCCAGCCCUUGGACUCCCUAAUUAUCGAAAACCCUUUGUUUUCUAUGUACAUGAGCGGCUAGGGGUGGCCUCUGGUGUCCUUACUCAGACUUUUGGGCCUAGAGAGCGACCUGUGGCCUAUUAUUCUCAAAAAUUGGAUGCUGUAGCACAAGGCUUUCCUGGCUGCCUCCGAGCAGUGGUUGCUGCUGGUCUCCUGGUGCCCCAAGCAGAAAAGAUUACCUUGGGCCAUCCAAUGACCCUACGGACUCCACACGCAGCCCAACAACUGUUAGUCCAAAAAAGAACUCAACAUUUAACCUCUCAGAGACUAACGCGUUUGGAAGUUUCUUUGUUGUCUAGGACCAACUUAAAAAUUAAGCAAUGCCAUAUCUUGAACCCUGCCACCCUGUUACCUUUCCCGGACAAUGAUCAUGAGCCCUCAUAUGAUUGUCUUCAAGUAGUGCAUCAUCAAGAAAAACCCCGACCAGAUCUUUCAGAUGUGCCCAUUCCGAAUGCUGAACUGGAACUAUACACAGAUGGUUCUGCACGAGUCUUGGAGGGCCAACAGAUAUCCAAAUUUGCAGUGACUACCCAGUUUAAGGUAUUACAGUCUGCACCUCUGGGACCCUCCACCUCAGCCCAGGCAGCAAAAUUAAUAGCCUUCACCCGAGCAUGUGAGUUGGCCGCAGGUCAGUCUGUAAACAUUUAUACUGACUCGAAAUAUGCCUUUGGUGUCUGCCAUGCCACAGGCCAAGUUUGGGCAAAAUACGGGUUUAUUACCUCCAGUGGCACUAAGGUAGCUCAUGGGCCCUUGAUCCUGGAAUUAUUGAAAGCCAUACAUUUGCCAUCUGAAGUUGCCAUCAUCCAUGUUCGGGCCCAUCAAAAGGGAAACAAUCCCACCAUCCAUGGGAACCAAUUGGCUGAUACAGCCUCUAAGAUAGCCUCCCUUCAACCUUUUGUUGCCAACCAAAUGGUGCUCAUGUCCUCUCCCUCAACAACUCCAGUCCCUUUUGUUCCUGAACCAUCAGAGGUUAGUCUCUGGGAAAACAUUGGGGCCACUAAGACACAAAAGGGGGAAUGGCAACUACCUGAUGGGAGAAGAGCCCUGCCCCGAGCUGCUCUGCGACCUGCCCUGCUUAAACUACAUCAAAAAACACAUGGUGAAGCAGAGGCCAUGGCAGCUACUGUAAAUAAACUUUGGUAUGCACCUGGGGUAUUCCCAGAAGCUAAACAAGUCCUUGCUACCUGUAAUAUUUGUGCAAAAUUCAAUCCAAGGGGGGAACCAAAAUGCCCCCCCCCCGGAGCAAGAUUACGGGCAUACAUGCCCUUUGAACGGCUCCAAAUUGACUAUUCAGAGAUGCCUAAGUGCCAAGGCUUCAAGUACCUUCUUGUAAUCGUGUGCCAAAUAACUGGCUGGACCAAAGCAUUCCCAACUAGACGAGCAACUGCCUUGGAAAUGGGAAAAACCUUAUUAAACCAUGUCAUUCCUAGGUUUAGCCCUCCUAGGUCUAUUGACUCUGAUCAAGGGACUCAUUUCAUUGCCCAGAUUAUUCAACACAUUGCUAAGGCCCUAGGUAUUACCUGGCUUUUACAUACUCCUUGGAGACCACCGUCGUCUGGACAAGUAAAAAAAAUGAACCAAACUUUAAAACUUAAACUCUGAAAACUGUGUGCACAGACUGGGUUGAAAUGGCUUCAGGCCCUACCUCUGGCCCUUUUGGCAGUUCAAACUGCCCCUAGAGGCUUUCUCUGUCUCUCACCCUUUGAACUUUUAUUUGGCAGGCCAUACACCAGAUUUGCUGAUCCAGAACCUGUGUCCGACUUAGCUACAUGGGGUGACGAGGAGCUAACCAGAUAUGUUGUUUCCCUCCAAACCAUUCUCAUGU
Molecule: messenger RNA, 3938 nt
Organism: Chrysemys picta bellii (western painted turtle)
Lineage: Eukaryota; Metazoa; Chordata; Testudines; Emydidae
Source: RefSeq, a predicted model, not a curated record